AUGGGUGAUGUAUAUAGCAUCAGUGUCAGUGAUCCAAAGAUGAUUCGAGAGAUCUGGUACAAGAACUUUGAGAGCUUUACCGAUCGCCCGAUCAUCCCCUCUUUCAUUUACUUUAGUGGCAACUUCCUCAACUUGGUAUCAUCAAAGUAUGAGCUCUGGAAGCACAACCGACACAUUGUUGCAUCAGCCUUCACCAAGACCAAACUCAAAACAAUCCACAAUGUUCUCGAUAGUCAAUGUCUCAAUCUCAUCACCAGGAUGUCUGAGUUUGCCAAGUCUGGUCAAAGUUUCACACCAUCCCAUCAUCUGAUGAAGUACACAUUGAAUAUUAUUAUGAUGGUACUGUGUAGUGAGGAGAUGUCUUAUGAAGAUGAGGCCUCUGGAAGACUAGCAGAGUUGAUGGAGCCAAUCAAACAAGUAUUCGAAAUGAUUGGAACUGGAAAUCCAGCAGACUUUAUCUCAGUUCUCCAACCAUUCUAUCUCUUAUACCUCAAGUAUGGACCUUCCAGGAUACUCCAACGUCUCCACUUUUACAUCUCAGAGGUCUACCAUGAGCAUCUGAAGGAUAUUGAUCCAGAGAACCCAAGAGACUUGUUCGAUCAGAUUAUAAUGCAUGAGUAUUCUGGCAAGAGUGAGGAGUCUAUUAUAAGGAUUGCAAUGGACUUUAUUAUGGCAGGAACGGAUACAAGUGGAAACACACUCAAUUGGUUAAUAUUAUAUAUGGUUAACAAUCAGGAGAUUCAAGAGAGAGCUUAUUAUGAGUUGUUGACCAAUGUUGGAAAGGCUAGAGCAGCCACUGUGAGUGACAGGGUCAACACUCCCUACGUGAUGGCCAUUAUCAAAGAGGUGCUACGUAUCAAGCCCACCGGUCCACUUGGUCUUCCAAGGAUAUGCACUCAAGAUGUUGAAGUCGAAGGUUACUUCAUUCCAAAAGAUACAUUGAUGACAAUGAAUAUCUAUGCCGUACAUCAUGACGAGGAGUACUGGGACAAGCCAUCAGAGUUUAUACCAGAGAGGUUCUUGGACAACAAUCAUACAAAGUAUUGGAUACCAUUCAGUGUUGGACCAAGGGACUGUGUGGGAUCAAACUUGGCACUUGAGGAGAUCUAUAUUGCUGCCGCCAACAUAUUACUCAACUUUAAAUUAACAUCAAGUACUGGAAAGACUUUGGAUGAUACAGAGAUCUAUGGUUUAUCAAUCCAUCCCAAUCAGUUUAGUGUUCUAUUAACUACAAGAUAG
This is a messenger RNA of Acytostelium subglobosum LB1, 1239 nucleotides long. RefSeq lists its product as hypothetical. Lineage: Eukaryota; Evosea; Eumycetozoa; Acytosteliales; Acytosteliaceae. Gene Ontology annotation, molecular function: heme binding; oxidoreductase activity, acting on paired donors, with incorporation or reduction of molecular oxygen; monooxygenase activity. The coding region runs from base 1 to 1239 and encodes 412 amino acids. The record is from RefSeq and is a predicted model, not a curated record. The transcript has 5 exons.